AGAGAUUGCUUAGCGCGCAGAAUAAAUUGACAGCGCAGGCUAACUGCUAUUUCUAUUCAUCGAAGAUUUCGUAAACCAAAAUUAUAUUCUGGUCUUCUCGAUUGAAUUACUCCUUCGAUAGAUUUGUAGGCAUCUGUUUUGUGAUUCUGUUGGCUUCACUUCGAAUUGUAAUGGUUCAUCGUCUGCAAACUCCCGUAACGUGCACAUGAGUAAUAACCUUGGACUUAAAGUCGAACAAGUAGUUUUUAAAAUACUUUAGAGUUUUCGACUCAGGUUCGUUGGUUUUAUCGCGACUCCAACAACAAACGUUGGGUACCGUUUAGUGGUUACGAUUCUAUCAAUUUGGAGUUGAAUUAUCGAAGCCGCCUUGUCUGUAAUAAAAGCGACUGUCUGUUUGAUCAAACUGGAGCUGCAAUAUGCAACUCAGAACAGUCUUCCGUCAAUCACAAAGUAUCUGUAAGGGGUGGACUUUAUGAAGCAGAUAUUGAUAGGCGAUGUUGUGUUCCUACUUACUGGCCGGGUAAAUUUCGUUUAAGAUACGAUGUAUUCCUGUGUCGUUUAUAUCUGCUUAAGUCUACUGUGUGAUUUUAUUUCGUUCUCUGCUUUUCCAUUCUGAGUAUCGGUUUUUUUAUUGUCUACUGGAACUCAAUAUCAUUCACAGAUACAAUACAGACGAACUAUAGUCAGUUAAAGCUGUUAAUUUUGAAUGUUUCAGUUAAACGUGAUGUACUUUAACUUCUAGUUCUUUGUAUUACGCCUGAAGUAGAAUUUUUUAUAUCCUUAAAACGUCAUUUUUCUAUAGCGAAGGCGCUUAGAUAUUUUUUAAAUCAGGCAAUGGAUACGCAUUUCCGUAUAUUUUAAGCGUGUUGGUUGGUAUGUAUUUACUGAAGGGUAGACCAGCUUAUCGUUCUGUAGUACCACAAAAAGCGAUCUGUUUUUCAUCUUAAAAAACUGAAUAUAUUCCCCCACAGUGGGUAAAAUAGUUAAGCAGUAAUUGCAUAUAUUAUCAGUAUGAAAGAUAAGAUUUCAAACCCGUCUUAAAUUACAAACAUGAAACCUUUAUUUAAGAACUGAGUUUUUCAGUGUUCGCUAAAACUAAUUUUGUCUACAUCUCAUUGAUUUCAGUAACCGAUUACUGUCAUUAGAUAUGCGUAAACUGUAUUUUGAUUUCUCUUCAGUUGAAAGGUGUCCCGCACGUAUUUUGCGCGGCACUUGGUUUCGCGAAGGUUAUGGUGGUACCCUUGAACCUUUUGAUGAUGAGUCAAUGGCUGAACGUUUAGAAGCGGAGUACAUCACUUGGUACUUAAGAAAACCUCAGAAUAUCGCUAUCUCGGAUAAACCUUUGUACUCAAAUAGCAGUUUGUUCACUAGAAUAGAUGUCAGCACACCACUUCAUUCUGUUGUUAGCGCUCCAACUCUUCGGUAUGCAGAUGCUGUAAAAACAAGCGAAUUGGUUGCCGAAAAUUCUCAGUCCUCUCGUUCUGAAAAUAAAGAUUUAACAAUUGGAGUAGAAAACUAUUCAGAUGAUAACGUCUGUGGUUCCACUGUGUUGAAAAAACGAGUUCCUUGCCAAACGAUUCACUUCACUGAUUGUCAUGUCGAUUGUUAUGGAGAAAAUGAGUUGUAUUUGUAUUAUGAAUCCACUAGCUUAUAUAUCAGACAAAAACUGGGAAUGCAGAAAGUCGGUACUCGUUUGUGUCGUGGUUUUAAUGAUUUGGCCCUAAAGGAGGAUAAAAUCGCCGAUGUUUCUCACCUUUGUUUUGUUAUCCAUGGGAUCGGUCAAAAAAUGGGUACCAACCUUAUUCUGAACAAUUGCAAUGAGCUUCGUGAUACUUGUGACAAAAUAAAAACUCGUUACUUUUCACAUUUGGAUAAAGAAAAUAAACGUGUGGAAUUUUUACCUGUUGAAUGGCGAACUGUUUUACAGUUAGACGGUAAUACAGUUGAAUCAAUCACUCCUGUUCAUCUUCGAGGACUUCGUACAGUUCUGAAUUGUUCUGCUAUGGAUAUUAUGUAUUAUACUAGUCCUUUGUAUCGAGCUGAAAUUAUUUGCAGUUUAAAAAGUGAACUCAAUAGAUUAUAUGAUAUGUUUCGUCGGUUGAAUCCUGAUUUUGAAUCUCGAGGUGGAAAAGUUUCAAUAAUUGCUCAUUCUCUUGGAUGUGUCCUAGUUUACGAUCUAAUUACCGGCUGGAAUCAAGUCCAUGAUAAUGAUCCAUUAACUGAAAUCUUAUUAAAUAAAUCAACUGAUAAAAAUAUAUUUUUUCAUUCAGCUUCCACGAAAUUGUCAAAUAUUACGGAUAAGACUUUACCAAACAAUAACUUGAAUGUGCUAUAUCCUGAUCACAGACUGUCGUCUAAUGGAAACUUGGAACAAAUUGCUCGUGUUAAUAUUCGGUUGGAAACUGCAAGGACAUUGGUGAAUAAUUUAGAACAGGAAUUAAGCAGCUUGCUAUUUACUCGUGACAAUCACAUGAAUUGUGAUUCUCAGAAGUCAAAUGUUAGUAAUAAUCAUCAGGACGACCAGUCAGUAUAUAGUAAACCUUCAGUAUGUCACCCAAACUCUUCAUUACAUCAACAAAAUCCUUUAUUGUUUGCGGAUAAUCUAGAAAACCUUUUCUGCUUGGGCUCACCUUUGGGUGUGUACUUGGUUUUGCGUGGUAUCCGCCCUGGUCCUUUUCAAACUCAAGACUCAAUACUUCCUCGAAAAAUUUGUCCCCGGAUUUUUAACAUUUACCAUCCAGCAGAUCCUGUAGCUUAUCGUUUAGAACCAUUAAUUUUAAAAUAUUAUUCCACUAUCCAACCAGCUCUGAUUCAUCGAGUUGAUGCUGUUUCAAAACCAUGCUAUGACACACUUCCUUUGCUUGAAUAUUCUGGUAAAGAAUUCAAACAUCCAAAACCACAAAAUUGUCAUCAACAAGUAGCGAAAAACCCUUGCUCAGAUACAAAUCAACUUAUAACCACACAAGAUGCAGAUUCCUCUAGACGUUCAUCAAUUGCUAGUCGAUUAUUUGGUUUCUUCUCACGAGCACCAUAUUUACCUGGUGGAAGUCAAGAAACAGGAGGAAUCGAUCUUACUCUUUCCGAAAAAAUAUCUAACCAUGACAAUGAUGAGAAAAUUAAUUCUAUAGAGAAAUGUUCUGAGUUUUGUAAUUCUACAAAUAAAAAAGAUGAAAAAACAACAAAUUCAUUUACUUCAUCAUUAUCAUCUAAUGAUUUAUUUGAAAAUGAUUUAUGUUGUUAUGAACCGUUACAACUUGAAUGUCGAUUAGAUUUUGAAUUACAAAUAUCACGUUAUGAAAAUAUGUACCUUUCUCUAUUGACUUCACAUACUAGCUAUUGGACUAAUCCAGAUAUUUGUAUGUUUAUCAUGACAUAUUUAUUUCCAUUAAAACCCGGUUCAACAGAUUAAAAUAAUCAUAAUACCAUUUGUGUUUAUCUCCAAAAAUAUUGGUUUAUUCUGUGUUUUUUUCUUUUUCUUUUUCUUUUUAAAAAAUUUUUUUAUUUACUUUUUAUUGGUAAAUAUUUCUACCGUAAGAUGUUGUUAUGCUUUAUUUUAUUUAAAUGUUCAACUUUGUCAUACUACUAUCUUCUUGUUAAAUAGAUUAAAAGAUUAUCAACCACUUACUUACAUCAUUUAAUAAGUUAAAACAUUAUUAUUUUAUAUUUCCAUUAUCAUCAAUCCACUUAUUUAAUAAAUAAAAUUUAUCAGAAACUAAGUAAGAAAAACAACUGAAUUCUUUCCAUACAGCAUUACACAUUCUGUAUAUUUGUGUAUUCCAUUUAUGGAUGGAUGAUUAGUCUAGAUCACUAAUUCUAUCCUUAAGUCUUUCAAUAAUUAUGUUCUUUAAAUGUUUGUUAUUAUUGUCAAUGUCAUUGUAUUCACCAUCUCUAUAGAGUUCUGAUAAUUUGAUCAUUGUCACUACAAGAAAGUAUCAUAUAUUGUAAAUUAAUUUUUCCUAACAUACUAUAUGUAUUCAUUCAUUUAUCGGACGUUUAUUCUCUCUUUCUCUCUCUUUUCAUUAUCACUUUUUUCCAUCAAUAUUUCAAUAAUUUUACUUGAUAUAAUUGAAGCUUUUCAAUAUUUUUAUCAUUAUUCCAAAUAAUACUCAUUUAUUAUUGUAUAUAUAUGUAGAAUGCAGUGGAAAUGUUAGGUUG
Molecule: messenger RNA, 4155 nt
Organism: Schistosoma intercalatum
Lineage: Eukaryota; Metazoa; Platyhelminthes; Trematoda; Strigeidida; Schistosomatidae
Source: the annotation of a GenBank genome assembly